This is a messenger RNA of Lampris incognitus (smalleye Pacific opah), 1742 nucleotides long. RefSeq names its product E3 ubiquitin-protein ligase TRIM35-like. The transcript has 7 exons. The coding region runs from base 120 to 1553 and encodes 477 amino acids. The record is from RefSeq and is a predicted model, not a curated record. NCBI's taxonomy places the organism in Eukaryota, Metazoa, Chordata, Actinopteri, Lampriformes, Lampridae. Gene Ontology annotation, molecular function: protein binding; zinc ion binding.
AGGAGAGAUCAGUGAACUUGAUCUCAGACACGAAGCUGUAGUUGGAGUUAAAAGUCUGUGAUCUUUUUUCUUUCUCGGUGUCAUUCGACCCCUACCUGCCAGAGGAGCCCGGUGGCAGAAUGGCUGGCAGACUCUCCCUCCCUGAGGUGGACCUCUCCUGUCCCAUAUGCUGCGAUAUCUUCAGGGACCCGGUGGUCCUCAAGUGCAGCCACAGCUUCUGUGCGGAGUGCUUGCGGCUGUACUGGGACCAGGGGACCCGUGGCCAUGACUGUCCGCUCUGCAGGAGGGAGUCGGUGGAUGAACCCGUGGCCAGUCUCACCCUGAAGAACUUGUGUGACUCUUACGUCCAGGACGGCGGGCGGCUGGAGGCCGCGGUAGGAGAGCUGUACUGUGAUCCUGGGGAGAUUUGCCCCCUUCACGGGGAGAAGCUCAAGCUCUUCUGUCUGCUGGACAAGGAGCCCAUCUGUGUGGUUUGCCACACUUCCAGGAAGCACAAACAGCACGACUGCUGCCCUGUUGGCGAGGCCAUCAUUGACAUGAAGGAGCAAAUGGAGUCGACCCUCAGUGCUUUACAGGAGAAGCGGGAGGCCUUCAACAAAAUGAAAGAUAACUAUGUGGACACCAUGGCGUAUAUUCAGGUCCAAGCGCAAAUUGUGGAAAGGCGGACCCGAGAGGAGUUCGAGAAACUUCACAGUUUCCUUCAAGCCGAGGAAGACGCUAGAUUAAAAGCUCUGAAGAAAGAAGAAGAGAAGAAGUGUCAGGCAAUGAGACAGAGGAUUGAAGAAAUCACAGGAAACAUAACCUCCCUGUCCGACUCCAUCAGAGCCAUAGAAGAGGAAAUGGCUAUAAAGGACAUCUCCAGCCUUCAAAAAUGCAAGAAGACAAUGGAAAGUGCUCAGCACCCACUGCGGGAUCCAGUUAUGGCUCCCGGGUCACUCAUAGAUGUGGCCAAGUACUUGGGCUCUCUCAGCUACACUGUGUGGGAGAAGAUGCAAAAGAUCGUCACAUACACCCCGGUGACUCUGGACCCGAACACGGCUGCGCCAUGGCUGCUGCUGUCGGAUGACCUCACCAGCGUCGGUGACUGCGAUGACAAACAGAAGCUGCCGGACAACCCGGAGAGGUUUGACCCUGACACGGGCAUACUGGGCCACCGAGGCUUCACCUCCGGGAGGCACACAUGGGAGGUGCAGGUCGGGGAAAACAGCGCUUGGGUUGUUGGCGUAGCCAAAGAAUCUGUCCAGAGGAAAGAGAAGGUCUCCUCUGUGGUCAAGAACGGCUACUUCUCUGUGUACUUUUACCACAAAAUGUACUUCGCAGGCACUUCUCCUUUGACGAGGCUUAUUUUGAAGAGAAACCCUGAGAAAAUCCGAGUGCAGCUGGACUGUGACCAGGGCCAGCUUUCUUUCUACAACCCAGCUGACAAUACUCACAUCUAUACCUUCAAACAUAACUUCAUCGAGAAGGUCUUCCCUUAUUUCUGGGUGGGAUGCAAGCAGUGUCCUUUGAAAAUUGAACCUAUGGUAGUUUCGGUGAAAGGCAGUUAUUGCUGAGAAUAUUGCGAAUUGAUUCUAUCAGUUUUCCUGUGUUAAUUUAAAGCUUUGCGUUUGAUUUGGGCUGGAAAUAACAGAAUUAAUGCUUCAGUCUACAUGUGCAAUGUAGGCUGACGUCCACUGUUUGUUUGAAGAGGUGACUGUGUAUUCUUUUGCUUGUAUUUUACCAAAUAAAAGUGAAUCAAAAAC